Messenger RNA from Suillus fuscotomentosus, 1458 nucleotides. RefSeq lists its product as uncharacterized. The transcript is spliced from 8 exons. The record is from RefSeq and is a predicted model, not a curated record. The coding region runs from base 1 to 1458 and encodes 485 amino acids. NCBI's taxonomy places the organism in Eukaryota, Fungi, Basidiomycota, Agaricomycetes, Boletales, Suillaceae.
AUGGCCGAAACAAUGACAGAGCCCAAAAAGCGCAAACAGACUGCCGCAGAUAAUCCUAUUGGACUUUGGACCAAGGAAUGCGAAACUUACCUCCUAGAACUUCUUCGGUUGGAAGGCCAUGGUGACUAUAUGUUUGCUGAAGCCUGUCCUAGCACCAGUGAAUGUGAGGGUUUCCCCGAGUAUCGGUGUCAGGAUUGUUUUGGUGUCACUCUCUACUGCAAGGCCUGCACAGUCACAAGGCACAAGGAAAAUCCAUUACACAGAAUCCAGCACUGGGUCGAUGGGCAUUUUAAAUGUACUAGCUUGAAAGACCUUGGUCUCCGAAUACAACUUGGCCAUCCAGUUUGGGGACAAUGUUGCAACCCAUCACCAGCGUUUCACGACGAUUUCAUUGUUCUGGAUGUGAACAGCAUUCACCAGGUUGCUGUUGACUUUUGCGCCUGUGAAAUUGCUCAGUCUCCUACCACUCAGCUCCUUUGUGCCCGCUGGUUCCCCGCAACGACUAUGGAUCCCAAAACUGCCGCAACAUUCCACCUACUUCACCAUUUUCACAUUCUCACGUUUGAAUCAAAGGCAUCUGCCUUCGAGGUCUGGCAAACACUUUCCAGGCUCACGGAUAACACAGGUAUUAGGACUCCAAAGGAUCGCUACGAGGCACUCCUGCGAAUGGUCAGGGAGUGGAGAAACAUCAAACUUCUCAAGCGGUUUGGGCGAGGACAUGAUCCUGCAGGUAUUGAUGCUACUCUGCAAGGAUCUUGCGCAGUUCUUUGUCCAGCAUGUCCUCAACCUGGCAAAAACUUACCACAGGGUUGGGAAGAUGCCCCUCAAGAAGUUCGAUGGCUCUAUGGACUUUUUCUCGUGAUUGAUGCAAACUUUCAACUGGCGCGGAAGAACGUGUCAUCAGACAUGGCCGACCCUGGCCUUAGCAAGGGGUGGGCGUACUUUGUUGAGGAACACAAAUACAAAAUGUUCCUCCAGGGUGUUAGCAAGCAGCCGCAAGAGAAAAGCACCUGUGUAAGCCACAAUGCCGUCAAUCUAGCAGAGACCAAGAAUUCCCGUGGCCUCGCAGCAACAGGAGCUGGGACUGUUGACUGCACACGUCAUAAUUUUAAACAACCAUGUGCUGUUGGCGACCUUCAGAAAGGGGAAAAAUAUAUCAAUAUGGACUAUCUAUUCUUCUCGACUAUACAACACACCAAGAAUCUUGUCACCUUAAACAUAUCAUACAAUAUAGCCUGUCAAUGGAACAAACACCUGUGGGACCACAUGUCCCGCAAAUUUGUGACAUUUCUAGUUCCAAAAUUUCACUUGCCUGCUCACAUUUUUGCAUGUCAAAUCGCCUACUCGCACAAUCUCGUGAAGGGCAUGGGUCAUACAGAUGGCGAGGCUCCAGAGCGCGGAUGGGCCAAUAUAAACCCUGUGGCUACCAGUACACGUGAAAUGGGCCUGGGUUCCUGA